Messenger RNA from Arabidopsis lyrata subsp. lyrata, 2092 nucleotides. Its product is annotated as probable phosphoglucomutase, cytoplasmic 1. Lineage: Eukaryota; Viridiplantae; Streptophyta; Magnoliopsida; Brassicales; Brassicaceae. Gene Ontology annotation, molecular function: phosphoglucomutase activity; magnesium ion binding. Gene Ontology annotation, biological process: carbohydrate metabolic process. Gene Ontology annotation, cellular component: cytosol. The record is from RefSeq and is a predicted model, not a curated record. The coding region runs from base 78 to 1829 and encodes 583 amino acids. The transcript is spliced from 18 exons.
GAGCUGCUUUUAUCAUCACCACCACCACAUCACUUUCUCUGCGUUCAAUUUUGAUCUUUGUUCUCUUCAAGACGAAUAUGGUUUUCAAGGUUUCUACCGUUUCAACAUCUCCUAUUGAUGGCCAGAAACCAGGAACGUCUGGUCUCCGUAAGAAGGUGAAAGUGUUCAAGCAACCCAAUUAUCUAGAGAAUUUUGUGCAAGCAACAUUCAAUGCUCUUACGGCGCAGAAGGUUAAAGGUGCCACUCUUGUGGUCUCCGGUGAUGGUCGUUAUUAUUCAAAGGAUGCUGUUCAGAUCAUAAUUAAGAUGGCAGCAGCUAAUGGUGUACGGAGUGUGUGGGUUGGUAAAAACACUCUGUUAUCAACUCCUGCUGUAUCAGCUGUGAUUCGUGAAAGAUCAGGGGCUGAUGGAUCGAAAGCAACUGGAGCCUUUAUCUUAACAGCAAGUCACAAUCCUGGUGGCCCUACUGAGGAUUUUGGAAUCAAAUACAAUAUGGAAAACGGAGGACCUGCUCCGGAAUCAAUCACUGAUAAAAUUUACGAGAACACUAAGACAAUCAAGGAGUACCCAAUAGCAGACGAUCUACCCAAUGUUGAUAUUUCUACCAUCGGUGUAACUAGCUUUGAAGGACCUGAUGGCAAAUUUGAUGUUGAAGUUUUCGACUCUGCAGAUGACUACGUUAAAUUGAUGAAGUCAAUCUUCGAUUUUGAAUCAAUCCGGAAAUUGCUUUCAUCUCCAAAGUUUACAUUCUGCUAUGAUGCAUUGCAUGGAGUUGCUGGAGCCUAUGCACAUCGCAUUUUUGUCGAAGAACUCGGUGCGCAAGAAAGCGCAUUAUUGAACUGCACACCCAAGGAGGACUUUGGAGGAGGGCAUCCGGAUCCCAAUUUGACCUAUGCUAAGGAGCUUGUGGCACGAAUGGGACUAAGUAAAUCCGACACUGGAGGUGAACCUCCAGAGUUUGGCGCCGCUGCUGAUGGUGAUGCAGACCGUAACAUGAUCCUUGGUAAAAGGUUUUUUGUAACUCCUUCAGAUUCAGUUGCCAUAAUUGCUGCAAAUGCUAUUGGGGCCAUUCCGUACUUCAGCUCUGGUUUGAAAGGUGUUGCUAGGAGUAUGCCCACCUCAGCUGCUCUCGAUGUCGUUGCAAAAAGCUUGAAUUUGAAGUUCUUUGAGGUUCCAACAGGCUGGAAGUUUUUUGGUAAUCUGAUGGAUGCUGGGAUGUGUUCUGUUUGUGGGGAAGAAAGUUUUGGAACCGGCUCGGAUCAUAUCCGCGAGAAAGACGGGAUUUGGGCAGUUCUUGCGUGGAUGUCCAUACUUGCUCACAAGAACAAGGGAAAUAUUGACGGUAAUGCUAAACUGGUGUCGGUUGAAGACAUUGUCCGCCAGCAUUGGGCUACCUACGGCCGUCACUAUUACACUCGUUACGACUAUGAGAAUGUAGACGCAGGUAAAGCUAAGGAACUGAUGGAGCAUUUGGUCAAAUUGCAAUCUUCAAUUCCUGAAGUUAACAAGAUUGUGAAAGGAAUUCGUUCCCAUGUGGCGAACGUCGCCAGUGCCGAUGAAUUCGAGUACAAAGAUCCAGUUGAUGGAUCCAUUUCGAAGCACCAGGGAAUCCGUUACUUGUUUGAAGACGGAUCACGACUUGUUUUCCGUCUCUCUGGAACUGGCUCAGAAGGAGCAACCAUCAGGCUCUACAUUGAACAGUACGAGAAGGAUGCUUCAAAAACCGGCCGAGAAUCCCAGGAAGCUUUGUCUCCUCUGGUUGACUUAGCUCUAAAGCUGUCUAAGAUGGAGGAGUUCACCGGCCGAUCAGCCCCAACCGUCAUAACAUGAGAAUGGUCAAGCUCAACGACUCGAAUCAUACACUUUUUUUUCCUGCAUCUAUAUGAUGCUUUCUUCUUAUACUAUCCAAGUUCCAUUGUAAGAAUAAUUAGUCUCAGGGAGAAUUUGUAUCUCUUAUCGGAAUUCUGAACAACCAAGAACGAUUUCUUGAGUUGUCGUGAGGCUUAUAUAUACUUGUACGGAUUUGGCUUUCUCGGUUUUGUUUUCUCUUGUUUCCAUCUUUUGCAUGAUUAAGAUUUGUUCUUGCGGUUUUA